CAUGAACGUUGAUGAUGAUGAUAGCUAGAAAGUUGUGAUUUUCACAGAUUAAGUAUUUCUGUUGCCGCUAUAACAAAUAUUAAAAAUUACAGAACCCUCGGUAGGCGAGUCCGACUCGCACUUUUCCGGUUUUUUGGCAAAUACCUACUCUGCUAAUAUAUUGAAAAUAUAUUCCGGCGAGCUGUUUACAAUCUCUGCUGUCUUCCUAAGUCUAUUAACGGUCUUUUUGGUCGUUUCUGAGAUAGACACCUCAUUUGGUCCAGAAUCCGGGACACAUGAAUCUUCACAUUCAUAUCACGUUUUAUUCUUCAUUUUCAUUCACUACCAAUUUUUUCAUAAUUUACGAGAUCAAAUCCUUUUAAUUAUUAAAUUUCAGAUUAAAACGCGUCGCAUGCCAGUGACUCAUUUUCCGAUAACCCAAACCUGUUUCAAGUAAUGUAAAUUAUGUAAAGCCUCAGAAACUUCGGGUAAUUACAUAAAACUUUCACGAGCCGCUUAUUUACCGGUAUCAUACUUUAAUAGUUUCUUAGGACUUAAACUUGUCAACUAUUCAUGACGUCUGAAUAAAAGAUGGCGGCCCCGAUCUGAAAAAUGUUGCCCCUAAUUUUCUUGGCAAAUACAUUAGUCACUUGCAGCCUUGCAUUUUAUACGAUAAUUACCCACGCACUAGCUUCAUUCUUGACGAUUGCUCAAUUAUUCAAUCGAUUUCUCGUCUUGCUCUUAUAUUUUACAAGUAGCUAGAUGUAAGUGGGACAGGUAUAGAUUCACGUGUAGCGCGCCAAGCUAAACGUCGGACCAUUCGGGCAGUCGCGACUCAGCCUUCGGAGAGAGCGGUCGCACGCGAUGCCGGCUCCGUCCGCGUUAAGAAAUGCUCUCACGCUUUCCAAACUUGAAAAUAAAUAUCAUCUCAAAGGCAAAUUGAAGAUGAGAUAAAAUAUUUUUACGGAUGUUAUUUAUUAUUUUCUGGCAAGGCCGCGAUUAAUCGAUAAACGUUUAAUUGCAACGCGAUUGCCCGCGCUAUCGCGUUUUCUAUAUAUUUUAUUCUAAGUGCCAAUUAAAAUAGUUUUGGUGGACAGUGUUUCGUGUGAGAGAUUGUUUAUAAUCCGUAUCUUCAUGGAAUAUGGGCAUCUGCUUAGAUACUGAACAAAACAAUGAAGACGUGGAGACAACUGGCGCUCACACGCGGCGCGAGAGCACCUGGGCGGGACGUGUCACUCCGCCCGCGGCAGCCUUCCCCAUGCAGAACUCCAGCCACGUCAAGUUCGAGCCACCGUCCGUCCCUGUUAUAUUCAUACUGGGCGGGCCGGGCAGCGGGAAGGUGACACAUUGCGACAACCUGAUGCAGGAGAGACGUGGCCUCGUCCACAUCAACAUGACAGAUCUCUUGCAGCAGUACGCCAUUGGAAAUGACAUGCAAGACUUCGGUACACUAUCCAGCAAGACGGUCACCGAGGUCCUGAUGCUGGAGAUGAAAAUGGCCCCAACAGCCAAAACUUAUCUGGUCUCCGGCUAUCCAAGGUCGAUGAGGGACGUCGCAGAGUACUCAGACAAGAUCCAGACAAUAAGCGGCGUAGUGCUAGUCAGUUGGCGCCAGCGGGUCCUGGAGCGCCAAAUCGAGUAUGGCGCCCGUCUCGGACACGUAGUGCUCAGCUUGGCGCGCAUGGAGCUCAAUAACUUCUAUAGAAACGUCAUGCCCGUGGCCGAGUACUUUGAUCAGAGCGGGAUGCUUAUAGCGGUAAACGGCGAGCGGAACCCUGAGGAGGUCUACAAGGACUUCCGCGCUGCCGUGCUCCAGAUCCUCGGCUCUGUCGAAGACCAGUCAACCAUGAACGGCGUAAGUGGCGUCGGCGUCGGCGCCGGCGGGAUUCCUGGCGAGAUCGUCGGCGUGGAGCCCGCGCCGCAGACGGGCAUGCGGGAGCGGGUGAGGGCGGAGGUGUUGCCCGUGAUGCCGGUCAAUGGUGAUGCGAGGAUCACCAGUCCGAAGAUGGGUACGCAACACGCACCAAUGCCCGCCCAGAGAGAGGAGCCCAGGCCUGAAGUUUUGCCCAUAACCCAUAUGGGAAACGGAGAUAUACCAAGAAUGGUUAGCCCUAAGGCUGAAGUGAUAAGAGUGAAAGGCGCGUCAACGACACCAGCUGUUUUGUGGGUGGUGGGUGGACCAGGGAGUAACAAAGCAGCGUUGUGCCAGCGAUGUGUGACACUGCGGCCAGGAUGGACGCACUUCAGCCUGGGCCAACGUCUCCGAUCCCUCGCCGACGCCGGCGGUGGACCAGCGUCCGACGGUGCACUAGCCCGCACCGCCAUCAGCGGCGGUGAGCUGGCUCCACGGGACCUGGUGACGCAGCUGGUCCGAACAGCUGUAGUAGAGGCUGGAAGAGGAACAGGGCUACUGCUGGAUGGUUAUCCAAGGGACUUAGAGCAGAUGGAGCAGUUUCAGAAGGAGUUCCGGGUGUCACCACGCAUGGUUCUCCUGGACUGCUCGAAGCUGCAGCUCGGGCGCGGGAGACGAGACGACUCCGUGGCGGCCUUCCGGCGGCGGCUGGAGGUGUUCAGGGAGCUCAGUCUGCCCAUGUUGAAGACCCUGGAUCAACAUCAUCGGCUUGUUAUCGUGGAUGGUGACACAGACUCGCCUGACGUACAAGCCGAGUUCACGAAAGUAGUUCAUGAAGAGAUGGAGAAAGCAGAGGUCAUAGCGACCAUGCCGCCGGAGCCGACGGAGAUGCCGCCUACGCCUAAAUCAGACAUGUCAUCAAUGCAACAGUUCACCCACGCCAUGUCACGAAUGGGCGGAGGCCUAGCCAAUGGCCUCGCUAACGGAGGCCUACGCAACGGGAACGUGGGCAACGGGACCAUUCCCAAUGGGAACGUGGGCAAUGGGUUCAUCGGGAUGGCCAAUAAUAAGGUAAAACCUAUAUUAAACACCGUAGCAAAAAUCCCAACUGUAUCCCAAAUGACCCACGAAGAGGUCAGAAGACUCUACGAACAGAGCUCAGGAGAGGUGAUGACUCUUAAUACACACAUGUAAUUCGAAAACAUAACCUGUCCUUUAGAGAGUUUAGAGCGCUUUCACACUGUCCGAUCCGAUAUCGGAUGUAUGAUCUGUGUAUAGUUCUUUUUUUUUAGCAUUAGAAAAAAGGCUAAGAAUCUUAACAAUGUAUUUUUAAUGAAAACCGCUUUUUAUUAAUCAGUAACUAUUACUUAUGAAAGCAAAAUAAUUUAAAAUAUCGUAUGUGAUUUAAAAUUGGUACAUAUUUGCAAUUACUUAUUUUUCAAAAGUGUUUUUCAAUAAAAAGACACGUCAAAAUCACUUCCCUCCUUUCUUCUAUUAAAAAAACGGAGUAUAGUCAGGCCGCGGGCCGUCUUUAGCGGUCACGCACACUAUAAAAAAACAUUAAGCCUACACAUACACACACCCAAACAAAUAUUAUCGGUCCGACAGCUGACGGGGGGCUCCGAUAUGGCCUAAUAAAUUAUCGCAAACGCAUUUCCGAUAUUGGAUUUCAAAAGGCGCCUAUGAGAAAAAUAGGAGAGUGCCCAUAAAUGCCAUAGCAUCAAGUCCGCCUAUUUCGCGUUAUUUACUCAUAGUUUUUUUUUUUGACAAUAAUAAUAAAUACAAAAAAAACAUAUGUCAUACAUUUAACUUCUAUCCGACAUCCGAUAUCGAAUCGGGCAAUGUGAAAACGCAAUUGGAAUAAUGAAGCCUAGAAGUUUAACUCCAUAGACACAAAAAUCCAUCAAAUUUAAUCUGCUAACACAAUUUAAUUAGAUUGGGUGAUAAAUUGUCCCAUCUGAACUGCCCUUAAAAAGAAAAAGUUAUUUAACACGUGGAUAACGCCAUCUAUCAUACAGCAGCAGAACGUUUUACUGGCUUUUCAAUAAAAAACUAAAAAUACGUAAACUCGCUUUCUAGGCUUUAUUAUUGUAAGCUCUAUCCCCACGCAGUAAGGUAUAUAAUACCAGUGCAGAACUCGCAAGAGGUGAAGUGCCGAAUAUGUAUAAGAUAUAAGAGUAUAAGUAAGAUAAAGGAUUUCUAAAGAUUUUACUAAAAAUAAGAUAAAUUAAGGAACCUAAGGUGUUAGUUUAAGUGGCAAACCUUGUUAUUUAUUUGUUAUUAUU
Cydia pomonella (codling moth) is the source of this 4116-nucleotide messenger RNA. RefSeq names its product adenylate kinase isoenzyme 5. Gene Ontology annotation, cellular component: nucleus; cytoplasm. Gene Ontology annotation, biological process: CDP biosynthetic process; UDP biosynthetic process. Gene Ontology annotation, molecular function: ATP binding; UMP kinase activity. Bases 1121 to 3025 code for a protein of 634 amino acids. The transcript is spliced from 13 exons. NCBI's taxonomy places the organism in Eukaryota, Metazoa, Arthropoda, Insecta, Lepidoptera, Tortricidae. The record is from RefSeq and is a predicted model, not a curated record.